Molecule: messenger RNA, 1646 nt
Organism: Branchiostoma belcheri (Belcher's lancelet)
Lineage: Eukaryota; Metazoa; Chordata; Leptocardii; Amphioxiformes; Branchiostomatidae
Product: manganese-dependent ADP-ribose/CDP-alcohol diphosphatase-like
Exons: 3
Coding region: 237-1235 (332 amino acids)
Molecular function (GO): 2',3'-cyclic-nucleotide 2'-phosphodiesterase activity; ADP-ribose diphosphatase activity; CDP-glycerol diphosphatase activity
Source: RefSeq, a predicted model, not a curated record
GUAGUCUAAUGCACUGAAUUCUUCCAGUUUACGUCGCCAGAAUUUUGCCCCACAACAACCGAUGAAUGACCAAGGUGUGCCACAAAGGAAGCAAAGAAGGUUGAAGAAAGAUUUUGGACGUUAAGAUACAAAUUUACGCAACUAGUACUGUUUAUCGAGGAAAGUCGUACUGUCAAAUAGUGCAAGAUAGGCCAGAUCUUUUGCCUAGCGUUGGUUCAAAAACUGUGCCAGCCGCAAUGGAAAUAAGAGAAGAACGCCCCCUAUUUUCUUUCGGAAUCAUUGCAGACGUCCAAUAUGGAGACCUUGACGAUGCUAAGAACUUUACUCAGACCAAGGUGAGGUAUUACAGAAAUGCCCUCUAUCUCUUACGCGAGGCGGUGCAGCACUGGAAAGAAGGGAACAAAAUCCAGUUUGUGCUUCAACUUGGUGAUGUAAUCGACGGGUUCAACACAAGGCACAAAAACUCCGAAAACGCUCUACGUGACGUUUUGAGAGAAUUCGAAGGCGUUCCUUUCACGGUUCAUCACAUAUGGGGAAACCACGAGUUCUACAACUUCUCCAGAAGCUACCUCAUGAAGUCUUCGCUUUUCACCGCUCAGGAAACUCAAGAAACCGCCAACAAUGUUCAAAAAGUUGUGAAGAAAGAAGCAGACGCUGCUUACUAUGAUUUCUCCCCUUACGAAGGCUACAGAUUCAUCAUUCUGGAUAACUACGACAUCAGCAUGUGUGGAAUCGGUAGGGACAAAGAUUCGCCACAAUACAAGGAGGCAGAGAAGAUCCUGAGAGAACGGAACAGAAACGAGGAACUGAAUUCACCGGAGGGUCUGGUCGGGCUCGACCGUAGGUUCGUCAUGUUUAACGGCGGCAUGGGAGAAGAACAGCUGCAGUGGCUACGUGAGACACUAGAGGUCGCUCGACAACGAGGGGAGAAGGUCGUUGUGUCAGGACACGUCCCAGUGCAUCCCGACUCCUGUUAUGUCAUGUGUCUCCUGUGGAACUAUCAAGACGUCUUGAACAUCCUCCAAGACUUCUCCGACAUCGUCCUGGCUUACUUCUGCGGCCACGAUCAUGAGGGCGGGUACCACUACGACUCUGGGAACGAGAUCCAUCACGUGACCCUGCCGGGGGUUGUUGAGGUCCCGCCCGGGAGUAACGCCUUCGGUACUGUGGACGUUUUCACAGACAGACUCGUCAUGCACGGGGUGGGGCAACUGGACAGUAGGGUCAUGAAAUAGACCAGUGUCAUGCUUUAAUUUUGUUAAAGGCAUCCAAUGCAAUUUAAGGCAGCCAAACUGUAUCUGUUACAUAGUGAAACCUUGGUAUUACUAGUAAAAUUGAAAAGGGAUAAAAAUUAACCUUGUACAAUAGCUACCACCACUUCAACAUAAUUUAUGAAAAUCCUUGUAUUCUGUGUUGAUAUCAGCUGGCACGAUGAUACCUCAGAACUAUGUUAUGAGAAAAUCAAAUACUAUACAUAGAUAUAAUUGCUGGACGGUUUGUUUAUUGAUUAUUGAUAAUUUUGUAACUGCUUGCAAUUGUCAAUCUUUUACUUGAGAUAUUUAUGAUCGUGUUGAUUUUAUCUUGAGAUUCUGUGUGUUCUAGAAAGUUGUUGAAUCAACUGAAAUUAAAGGGAUCAUGGCAACAUG